Messenger RNA from Eublepharis macularius, 3032 nucleotides. RefSeq names its product mitochondrial calcium uniporter (gene MCU). NCBI's taxonomy places the organism in Eukaryota, Metazoa, Chordata, Lepidosauria, Squamata, Eublepharidae. The coding region runs from base 55 to 1107 and encodes 350 amino acids. The transcript has 8 exons. Gene Ontology annotation, cellular component: uniplex complex; mitochondrial inner membrane. The record is from RefSeq and is a predicted model, not a curated record. Gene Ontology annotation, biological process: calcium import into the mitochondrion; mitochondrial calcium ion homeostasis. Gene Ontology annotation, molecular function: calcium channel activity; uniporter activity.
CCAGCAACCCCGCAGCGCUGCCUGCCGGAGAGUGGGGCGGCUUCCAGUCGAGAGAUGGCGGCCACCGCGGGCAGAUCGCUGCUGCUCCUCCUCCUCUCCCGGGCUCCCGGCGGCGGAGGAGGGGCGGCGGCGCUGACAGCCGCCGGCUGCUUCCCAGCGCUGGGCAGGCACCGCCAGCAGCAGCAGCAGCGACACAGGACGGCGCACCAAAGGCUUCUGCCGUGGCAAAGUAUGAAUGUGGUCUAUUGCAGUACUGUAGUGCCCUCUGAUGAUGUAACAGUGGUUUAUCAAAACGGGUUACCAGUGAUAUCUGUGAAUCUUCCAUCCCGCCGUGAGCGUUGCCAGUUUACACUUAAGCCUAUCUCAGACUCCGUUGGAGUAUUCUUACGACAGUUACAAGCAGAGGACCGGGGAAUCGACCGGGUCGCAAUCUAUUCACCAGAUGGCACACGAGUAGCCUCUUCAACAGGCAUAGAUCUUCUACUCCUUGAUGAUUUCAAACUAGUAAUUAAUGACUUGACUUACCAUGUUCGUCCACCAAAGAGAGACCUUUUAAGCCACGAAGAUGCGACCACACUGAAUGAUGUAAAGACACUGGUUCAACAGCUGUACACUACACUAUGUAUUGAGGAACACCAGCUGAAUAAAGAGAAGGAACUAAUUGGACGGCUAGAAGAUCUCAGGCAGCAGCUAGCUCCCCUGGAGAAGGUUAGGAUGGACAUCUGCAGAAAAGCGGAAAAGAGGACCACCUGGGUGCUGUGGGGUGGGCUGGCUUACAUGGCCACUCAGUUUGGGAUUCUGGCCCGACUUACCUGGUGGGAGUACUCUUGGGACAUUAUGGAGCCUGUCACCUACUUCAUCACAUAUGGUAGUGCCAUGGCAAUGUAUGCAUACUUCGUAGUAACGCGCCAGGAGUAUGUAUACCCAGAUGCAAGAGACAGGCAGUACUUACUAUUUUUCCAUAAAGGAGCCAAAAAGACACGUUUUGACCUAGAAAAAUACAAUCAGCUCAAGGAUGCUAUUGCUCAGGCAGAAUUGGAUCUUAAGAGGCUUCGAGACCCCUUGCAGGUGCAUUUGCCUGUUCGACAAAUCAGCGCUAAAGACUGACUAGCUGAGAUCCUCUGAUCCCUGGCAGAAAUGGCAAACCUGUUCAUAGCUCUCGCCUCUUCAAUUAAAGCAUUUGCAGGUGGAAGCUGGGAGGUCACAUGGGGGCAGAGGGCUUUUUAAACAGUAAAAACAGAACAAGGGUCUUGGCUGGGGAGGGGGCACUGUGUUCAAGAUCAGGCACUGUGGGAUGUUAAGUCUUUUCAAAGGGCUUGGCGAAUAUUGUCACAUUCAAAUGUUUUUUUGUUUCUGGAUGAAAAAAUGCAUUUAAAAGUUGGGCAUUACCAUGAACAGAAUGCUAGGAGGGACCUAUAUUUCCAGCUUUGCAGUGUCUGCCUCUUGAUGAUGCACCAGCAGCCUGCUCAGCUUUUUUUAAAAAAAAAAACCUAUUUCAAAACACCAAUAACAAUAGUGCACCAAAAAAAAAAUGAAAAAAAUCAAGCCAUCUUAAGAAACUGUGGCUGGUGAUCCAAACUAGAGCUCUGCCUUCAUUUAACGUAUGCUCCAGAUUGGGCCUCAUUGGCUUCAUCAACAUGCACUCUAGGUUGGACCUAUGAUGUCUUUUAUAAAAUUAAUGUGAAACCACUUUUUAUUUUAGGAAGAUCAGGAGUUUCCCCUCCCUGCUCACAUACUGGCAGCCAGAUUUCCUCCUUUUACUAGAUGAUUACAGUAUUGAUCAGUUUUAUCAGAACCACAAACUAAAUAACUUGUUCAGAACAUUUGAUAAUUGACACUGCAUUCUUCUUAAAUACCUUCAGUAGAUCCUACUGCCCUGGAUCUACUUCUAGAUAUAAAUGGUGAUGUUGCAUGAAACAAUUUCUUACUCAGUCUUAUGGGAGCAAAGUCCUCACACACAUACCCCGCCACCCUAUCCAUCCCAAAUCUGGUAGCAACCUAGAUUACCAAAUUAAAAGGGUGUGUUUUUUUUUUAAAGGGGGUGUGUGGGAUAAUUUUAAAAAAAUGGGUACUUAGCUCAAAAUCAUGGCUUUCUAAUAAAGCAGUAUAGAACAAGGAUAAAUUAAAUUUUAUGUUGGUGUAGCAGAAUGAAUUAUGUGUCUGUGAGAUUGCCUGGCCUGAAGGCUUUGUUACAAGCCUGAAGCAGAAGACAAAUGAAGAAUUCCAUGCUGAUUCUCAAGCCCUCUUUAAGUAGCUUUAAACGAAUGCUCAGAUGCUUUAAGGGUCAGGGUUUCUGUGGGGUGACAGAUAGCAAACCCCUUUCUUAUUUAAACAAUUAAGGAAAUGGCUCUCCUCACCCUCCACCUUUACUAACCGGCUGAUUUUGUUCCAUGUGGGUUUUGCAUCCUGCACUGAGUAGAAUCAGCCUCUUACCAUCCUGUUUGAUAAACACCAGCAAGGACAGGAUGGAGGUUGGAGAAGGGAUCUGAGCUUAAUUGGCAGAAAGGGCCGGGUGUUUCCUUUCAGUUUGCUACUUCUCACUGUGUCAAGGCGAGAGGCUCCCACUUUCUGGAGAACCAUGUUUUAAAGUGUACAAAAUAAAUAUAAACCAGACGCCAGGUGCCUUGCAGAUGUGGAAACACAAGACGGGAUUGUUGCCGCCGCCUCUCCCUCGAUGGCAUGUCGGACUGAAUGGAUGCAUGUUCCAAGGUGUUCUUCUCUCCGCACUUUUCCUCCUCUCUUGUUUUUCCCUCCCGUUUUCAGUUCUGUUUUGGAUUUUGUUUCUCUUUUGGUUCUUUUUUUUAAAAAACAAUGAUCGGUUCAAUCCUCUUUGUAUGCAGCAUUUUAAAAGGAAGAAAAUGAACAGUCUUGUAAGCAGAAUCAUUUGUGUGUGUUUGGGGUGAGGGAGGGGGCAUGGAGAAAAGUCCUUAAAAAUAAAAUACUGAACAUGUGUACAAUCCUGUAUCAUUUAUUAAAUAUGUAUAAAAGAGCAAUGUACUUCUGGAACAAUAAAUAACUAUUCAGUUUUUGAA